CCAGUCAAGUGCGAAUUCUCCAUACACAGAAUCGACUCUCGCCCUUCAUACGAGGCCAUUUCCUAUACAUUGGGAGAUCCGAGUCAAAGUCGGUCCGUUAUAAUCAACGGUUGCAAGUUAGAGGUUAACUCAAACGCAUUCGACAUUCUCCAAGAUAGAGCAACGUUCCUGAAAACCCGGAAGAUCUGGAUAGACUCCAUUUGCAUUAAUCAAGUCGAUAAGGAAGAAAAGAGUGUUCAAAUCCCCUUGAUGCGUGAGAUCUACAGCCGGGCAUCUCGAGUACUAGUCUGGCUCGGC
Hyaloscypha bicolor E is the source of this 297-nucleotide messenger RNA. RefSeq names its product HET-domain-containing protein. The record is from RefSeq and is a predicted model, not a curated record. The annotation marks the transcript as partial. The transcript has a single exon. Lineage: Eukaryota; Fungi; Ascomycota; Leotiomycetes; Helotiales; Hyaloscyphaceae.